UGUGCUCAUUUUUAGAUAUUAGCUUGUGUUUUUUUCUUUUGAUUAUAUUGGUGGAAGAUAUCUUUCUAGUUCUCUAUUUUUUCUUAAUUCACUAGUUCUGUAUUAGAGACAAAGUAAAUGCUACGAGCUUAACACAAAGUUUUGAUUUCUAUAUAUUGUACUGGUAAAUAAUCUAUUGGAUCCAGUAAUUCUUCGAUCUUCUCAUGCUUUCACGGAAAAGACCUCUGAUUCCAAGCUCUCUUUUGUUUUUGGUAAAACCAAUUCCCAUGCACAUUCCGUGGAACGGCUAUCUCGAUAUAUCCAAUUCCUCAUUCAAAUCCGACAUUAAAAGAGAAAUCCCAUCCCUGAAUCACAGGAUCAAACACUUGGCUAAGAAUGGAUUCUUUGACAAAGCUCGUGAUCUCUACCAACAUCUUCGUGUUUCCGACACAAAGCCCGACCGCUUCACAUUCACUUACGUGCUCAAGUCCUGCGUCGGCAUAUCAGCCAUGGCCGAAGGCAUGUCUAUCCAUUCACACAUCAUAAAAUGUGGCUUCGAACACAACCUCUUUGUCAUGAAUUCUACUAUAGAAAUGUACUCUAGAUUCGGCUCUGUAGCCUCUGCUCGUCGGGUUUUCAACGAAAUGCCCCAGAGAAAUUUGGUUUCGUGGAAUUUGAUGAUUUCUGGUUAUGGGACAAAUGGUUAUCCUGAAGCAGCAAUGGAGCUCUGUAGCUCAAUGAAGCAUCAUGGAAUGGCUUUAGAUAAAGUGGGCUUAAUGAUUGUUCUACCAAUCUGCGGCCAUGUUAAAGCUUUCAGGCUAGGCAAAUCCAUUCAUGCCCAUGUGGUUAUGUUGGGUUUGUCUCGGGAGACAGCUAUAUUAACUGCAGUCUUGGACAUGUAUGCAAAAUGUGGAGAAUUGGAUACCGCAGAGCAGAUCUUUGAUGAGAUUUCAAACAAGGAUGUGGUGAGUUGGAAUGCGAUGAUUACCGGGUAUUCACAAAUCGGAAAACCCAGACUGGUGCUUCAGCUCUUCAAGAGGAUGUUAUCUGAAGGCUGCAAGCCCAGCAUUCCUACCAUGCUGCUUUCACUUCAAGCAGGCACUCACUUAUCAUUUCUUCAUAUGGGGAAGACUAUCCAUGGCUAUAUUAUAAGGCUUGGUUUCGGUUCGGAUGUUUCUGUAAAAGGCCUUCUCAUAGACAUGUACUCCAAAUGUGGAGAACUGAGUUCUGCUUGUUGCGUCUUCAGUGAAAUAUCUGAAGGGAAUAUUUGUUCAUGGAGUUGCAUGAUUAAUGGCCUUGGUAUGCAUGGAUAUGGGAAGGAGGCUCUAAUGGCUUUCUUUGGAAUGCUGAAGAGAGGCAUUGUUCCUGAUGACAUCUGCUUUCUUCUGGUCUUAGCUUCCUGCAGCCAUUGUGGCUUGAUUACGCAAGGGCGAAAGAUGUUUUAUUACAUGGUAACGCAGUUUGGUGUUCAACUGAAAAUGGAGCAUUAUGCCAGCAUGGUCGAUCUUAUUGGACGGGCAGGAUGCAUUGAUGAAGCGUUUAAGUUUAUACGCGAGAUGCCAAUGGAAGCAGACUGCAGUGUGGUGGGGGCUCUACUCGGAGCUUGUAGAAUUCAUGGGCACUUGGAGAUGGGGAAGGUGUUUGAGGAGUGCUUGGAGGGAUCAGGAUGGACAGCUGCAGGAUUUUACAAGCUUUUGUUGAGCAUUUACGCAGGUGACGACCGUUGGGAUGAGGUGAUGAAGAUCAGAAGUGUGAUGGAGGAAAAAAAAGUAAAAGGUAUAUCUGGAUGUAGUUUAAUUUAAUUGAACAGAUAGGUUCAUGCUGAAGAUGCUAUAUCAAGAUGCAGAAUUCCUUGCGAACACAAAACAUGAGCAUUGAAGUUAUGGCACUGGCUGACUAUAACAAUUACACCUCCUUGCUUGAUGGUAGAAGUCAUUAUGGUAACAUAUCAGAACCAAGAGGUCCCUAGCAGACUCCAAUGCAGGCUUUGCUAUUAUUGGUAUCCUCAUUUUGAGAUGCCUCCUUAAAAAGGUGUAGAGAUUGAAUUGUGGAUGAGCACUUGAUCUGAGAUGAUCGAUCGACCUUCUUUAUUCAUGCGUAUAAAGAGUAGAAUAAGAGAUCGACACCAGAGUGCAGUGGAACUUUACAUUGCUUUGGUGUAAGAAAUUAUAUUCCAAGGCACUUUUAUAGAGGAAUAAGGAUCUCGGAGAACAGAAAUGGUUGAGCACUCUUACCUCCUUUUCGUGGGCGGGUUAUAAUAACUCCUUGGCAGCUUGGCGAUCAGCAAAAUUAUUGUUUUUAACCAACAUGGCCAUUGCUUCACACAGCCAUCAGAAUGCAAGGAAAACAAGAAAUGGUGUUUUGGCGGAAACUGAAGCUUAUUAUCUGGAAUAUGGGACACUGAAUUCCAUAUUCUUUUUGCAAGGAAUACAGGUGUGGAUGCAAAUCUGCUGGUGACCAAGGGUAAGAAGUCGAAGCAUGCGAGUCACAACUACUGACAGCAUGUCUAACAUGAAGUUGGUGCUCCAUUGAAUUACUUCUCUCCAGAGGACCAUCUAUCAUUGAGUUUUUAGAAACAAAAUCCGUGGGAGGUUGAAU
Messenger RNA from Phoenix dactylifera (date palm), 2577 nucleotides. RefSeq names its product putative pentatricopeptide repeat-containing protein At3g11460, mitochondrial. Gene Ontology annotation, molecular function: RNA binding; protein binding. Gene Ontology annotation, biological process: RNA modification. Lineage: Eukaryota; Viridiplantae; Streptophyta; Magnoliopsida; Arecales; Arecaceae. The record is from RefSeq and is a predicted model, not a curated record. Gene Ontology annotation, cellular component: intracellular membrane-bounded organelle.